AUGGGUUCCACAUGUUCGACCCCAUCAUAUCCCGACCCAGUUCAUAAUAUUCCUACUAUCCCAAAAACUCCCUUCGGGCCUCUACCGGUUUAUAAACAACAACCAAAACAUGCAGACGUCAUUGAACAAUCGGACGUCGAUCCUGAUCAGAAGGAACAAAGUGAUACUGGCGUGACCGCCGAAUCAACUCCACCAGAUUCGCUGGAACAGAAAGAAGAGGAAAUUACCACUGAGGAAGAUGGCGUUGCUCAAGACUCACCACCGGCGUCAUCCGUACCAAAUGCUCCAGAGUGUGAGUGA
Molecule: messenger RNA, 300 nt
Organism: Caenorhabditis remanei
Lineage: Eukaryota; Metazoa; Nematoda; Chromadorea; Rhabditida; Rhabditidae
Exons: 1
Coding region: 1-300 (99 amino acids)
Source: RefSeq, a predicted model, not a curated record